AUGCCUCUCAUCGCCCGUAGCCAGACCAUCCGCGCAUCGUCUCAAUCGUCUCAGUCGUCUCAGUCGUCUCAAAGCAUUUCGAAACAGCCGCUUCAACGGAGAAACAGCAUCAGCAGCAACAUCAGCAUCAGCACAAACAAAAGUAACAACACUGACGAGGAACCCUCCACUAGGCAGGCUAUUCAGAUUAACCUCCCGCUUGUGCUGCCUCCGCCCUUCGAUCGUCAGCUGCUCUCUCUCUGCUUCCAUUCGUCCUGGCGUACUCGCUGCCGCUUGCGCAUUCAUUUCAGUGACCGCAGCGAGGUUCUUCUCGACGAUGGCUCUGAAGAUGUCGACUCAGUCAGUGAUUCUUCCAGCGAUGCUUCCAGCAUCGAGUCCGACCCUGAAAAUUAUCAUGCUUCCCUCACAGUCGUUACAUAUGAUCCCAUCGCCAUCCCCGUUGCCGUCCAAUUGCGCACCGUCUCGAGCUGGUUUCUUCGCAUCACUAUCAUUGUCUUCGUUGCUGCCGUUAGCUGCCUCGCCUUCUUCGUCACCUCCAUCCGACCCUACUCAUCGUACCCUCUAUCGCCUUCUCUAUCACGUCCCAUCACCCUUCGCAACCUUACUGUCGUCAUUCAGCCCUACGCACAACUUGUCCGCCUCCUCAGCCAGCCCAUCAACCCCAUUCCCGCCAUCCAGCGCGAAUUCUCUGAGCUCUGUAUUACUGCCCAUGCGCUAGCCGACCUUGAACCCGAUCCAUGCCAUCGCAUCGUCGACCUCUUUGAUACAGCGAAUUACCCCCUCACGAAACUGUUUGUCGGCCUUCGUACACACGGACCCGGGAAUCCCGUCUCCGCGCUGCGAGACAACCUCAUCCUCAUGGCAUGGAACAUCGAACAGCAGAAGAAGCAGCAGCAACAGCAGCGGGAGCAACCCGAAAGCAACGUAGGUCACGGCGGCACAUGGAACAAGACGGCCGAGGGCGUCUUCUCCGCCGUGACAUCGCAGGUGCCCAACUGGUGGGAAGAUCAUAACGCCCUCGCCGUGCCUUUGCAAAUAGCUCUGAAGUCUCUGAUCGAGGCCCGUAAUCUUGAAGGCAGCCUACUGGCAGCAUUUGAAACGGCCAUUAGCAAUACGGACCGAAAUGCCUUGUAA
Molecule: messenger RNA, 1134 nt
Organism: Colletotrichum truncatum
Lineage: Eukaryota; Fungi; Ascomycota; Sordariomycetes; Glomerellales; Glomerellaceae
Source: RefSeq, a predicted model, not a curated record